This is a messenger RNA of Penicillium atrosanguineum, 249 nucleotides long. RefSeq lists its product as uncharacterized. The transcript has 3 exons. The record is from RefSeq and is a predicted model, not a curated record. NCBI's taxonomy places the organism in Eukaryota, Fungi, Ascomycota, Eurotiomycetes, Eurotiales, Aspergillaceae. The coding region runs from base 1 to 249 and encodes 82 amino acids.
AUGGCUCACUACCAGUACGAAGGCACCGAUUUUGUUCUCACCGGCGGUGCAGGCUAUGCCGAGGCCGAUGUUCCUCUCGGCCCCUACGCCAAGUGGCUCGGUGCCAACGCCAACCAGGCUGCCAACGGCUUCAAUUUAAGUACUACCCCCCGUGACAUGCGCCGUAGUGGUGCCGAUUACUACUUUGUCAAGGACGACACGAAGCCCUCGUACAGCUUCGCCGUUACCAAGCACGCGACCAAGGCUUAG